Daldinia caldariorum is the source of this 1791-nucleotide messenger RNA. Its product is annotated as glycosyltransferase family 15 protein. Gene Ontology annotation, cellular component: Golgi apparatus; membrane. The record is from RefSeq and is a predicted model, not a curated record. The coding region runs from base 132 to 1388 and encodes 418 amino acids. Gene Ontology annotation, molecular function: alpha-1,2-mannosyltransferase activity. Lineage: Eukaryota; Fungi; Ascomycota; Sordariomycetes; Xylariales; Hypoxylaceae. The transcript is spliced from 3 exons. Gene Ontology annotation, biological process: cell wall mannoprotein biosynthetic process; protein N-linked glycosylation.
UUAUUAUUUGUCAUAGUCCAGUUGAUCCAAAACCGAGCUAUCGAUACCAUUCCCACCGGCAUUUUCCUCAAAUUAGCAGGAAAAAAACAUAGACAAUGAUCUGAGAAGGGAACGAGGAUAGAACCUGUACCAUGUUACGACGGAUUAUCCGUCCCGCACGAAGACUGCCGCUCUGGCUGAUACUUACUGUCGCUGGACCUUUCAUUUUCGAAGUCGUCGUACACCAAUGGCAAUAUAGCGUAUCCCGGCCGACAAGCGAGCUCGACGCACCCUUUUUCACCUCGUGCCAGGAGCCCGACGUCAGCGCAAAGCGAGAAAAUGCUGCCUUGGUAAUGCUUGCGCGGAAUAAAGAACUAGAGAAGGCCAACAGAACCGCCACUUCGAUAGAACAACAAUUCAACAGAUGGUUCAACUACCCUUACGUCUUCCUAAACGACGAGGAAUGGGACCCCAGGUUCAUAGAGGUGUUAAAUACGACGACCCGAGGACUAGCUACCUUUGAUGUCAUACCACAGGCGCAAUGGACGUUCCCAGAAGGCGUAGAUAUAAACGCAGCAAAGCAAAAUAUUAAGGAGCAAGGAGAAAGGGGUAUUCCACAUGCUGGGGAAGAAGGAUACCAUCAUAUGUGCCGUUUUUAUUCAGGUAAAUUCUAUCAGCUCGAUGUAUUGAAGAAGUACAAAUGGUACUGGCGGCUCGAACCGGACGUCGAUUUUACCUGCGCGAUUACGUACGAUCCCUUUGUACAGAUGGCACGACAUAAAAAGGUUUAUGGGUUUACAAUCGCGUUGUGGGAGGUGGGCAAGUCUUGUCCGGGUCUAUUCCGUUCGAUCGCCGAUUGGAAGGAGAUGAUGGGCAUUCCUACUAGCAGUCUCUGGAAGUCUACGGUGUCGGCCUCAUGGAUGCCGUACCCGUUCCGGCGAUUCAUGAGUUGGCUACCGAAUCGCGAUGCGUAUGGCGACGAGUGGAAUUUGUGUCAUUACUGGAGCAAUUUCGAGAUUGCUGAUAUGGAAUUCUUCCGAACAAAGGCGUACCAAGAUCUGUUUGAUUAUUUAGAUAAGAAGGGCGGGUUUUACUUUGAGCGUUGGGGUGAUGCAGCGGUACACUCUCUCGCUAUAGCAUUGCUUGCAGACCCUCGGAAAGUACAUCAUUUCGAAGAUUUCGGAUACCGACACGCUCUUUUAUACCAAUGUCCGGCUAAUGCACCAGGCGGACAACUCCCAGAGUCCGAGCUACUUGGAAGUGAAACGUGGGCAGCAGAGGAGGAUAACGGCAUCGGGUGCCGUUGCAAUUGUCCGGGGCCGUCGCCGAGGAACUUCGGAUCAUUCUGCUUAAACAAGUUGAAGCAGCCAACCACCGUGAGACGGCCACGGUUCGCGCCAUUUCUAUAGUAUAGAAUAGCGUGGCGGCCGUCUACGGUCGGCGCUAUCAGCAUUCUGGUAGUUUGUAUCUACCGUUAUUACUUUCUCUCGAAUUUCCAAUGGUCUCUUAAUCGCAUUGGAUGCGUAACCGGGAAGAGCAUAGCCUUGGCGCUUGUGGUGCUUUUGGCGUACGUGUACUUAUAUCAAACCAUCUCAGGGGGAAAAGAGACGGGGAAAACUGGAUACCACAGAGCAACUGUUUUAUAGGCCUACCGAACUAUGGGCGGUCGCGUUACGCACGCACGAAUAACGGAAGUGAAAUGCGGAGAAAUGCAUUCAUAGGUGAUGAGGAUUGAGUUGAUAGAAGAAGGUUUAACAUAUAGCAUAUAUUAUACCCAGGUAGCCCAGCCAUUCAGGAAAUACACCAAGUGCU